Messenger RNA from Drosophila virilis, 3307 nucleotides. The record is from RefSeq and is a predicted model, not a curated record. Lineage: Eukaryota; Metazoa; Arthropoda; Insecta; Diptera; Drosophilidae.
UUUCAUUUUUAUGUAGAUGUGGUUGCUUUGUCGAUAUGUCAGCCUGUCCGUCAGCACGCUAAAUUUCAGGCGAUCAAGCUUUUGAUUGUAGAAAAUUUAAAAUAUUUUAUAUAUUUUCUAUACAUUCAUACAAACAAAACAACUGUGUACCCCGCAUUGCACACUGUAGGCAGUGUGCGCGAAACAUCCAAUAUACUGCCCAGUCAAGUAACAGUGGCGGCCAGCGGUGCCAACUGGAAUCCAGAGCACGCAUUUGCAUUGAACGGAGUUGGGCUGCCGCUCGAUUGGGAUACUGCAUCAGUGACAAAUGGCGCUGGCCUCUCACCCACAUAUGAGCCCAUAAACGAUUUUGAUUUUGAUCCAGCAACGCAACAGCAACAGCCCAACGAUUUCGAGACAGCAUCGGAACAGAACGAUUUUUCUUUCACAUCAUCUGCAACUGAGGGAGAUUCGGAGCCGGAGUCGGAUCCGCGCUUGGCAGUUGUACAACGCACCUUGGACUUUAUUGGCGACAUCUGCAGCAAUCGGCAAUUGGACGGUCUGUGGGGCGUUCUGCUGCUGCAGCGUAAACUAAGCGAUGUACGCGAGUAUCUGUUAAGGACCUCGAUUACAUCUGAAGCAGCCAUUGCAUUUGAGACGACUGCAUUGCUGAACGAGAUUGAUUAUAAGAUAAGCGCUUUAUCGUCUAAAAUCGAGAGUGCAACGCACACACAGAACCCACAUCACGAUCCGAUGGGCUUUGAUCUAUUUAAUUGGAUACGUCACUGGUUUCUGUUGGGCGGUCGCAGCAACAACAACAAGGAGCCACCCAAUACUAGAAACGAGGACAGCGAACACAAUCGCAAACGAAGCUAUCAAAACGUGGCCACCGAGGCCACAGCUCCACGUCCGAUAAAAUAUCGCCGUGUGGAUAACACGUUUCCCAAAUUUAUGCCGAAUGACGCUGAUGAUUACAGCCACAUGGCAACUGCGAACCAACGCAAGGAACAGGAAAACAACAGCAAUCACAAUGCCUACCAAACACACAAGCGUCUUUCCAUGUUCUGUACACCGCAGACGCGGCAGGUGCGUGUACGCAACACCCAAGCCACUAUUUCGGUCGAUCUGUCUGACUCUGAGGAGCCGCAGCAUAAUGAAAGCAAUAUGUAUCAAGCAUUUGCCGAUCGUCUUGUCACGAGCGUGCAGCCCCCGCCGCGUCAAGAUGAAUUUGGACGCAACUCAUCGUCAGCGAGAAGACCAAAUUUGCUGUACUCCGAUGCCGUGCGUUUCGGUACAAAUGGUUUUGUCACCGAUCUAAACUAUCAACAACGUCCUGCUAGUAGCCUAUCCUCAUCCGAGGCACGUUUGAAUGGGCAUAUCAGCAAUUUAUAUGACUCGGGCGUCAGCAGGGAUAAUAUAAUGGUGUUGGAGGAGCAACGCAACGAGCAUAAUCAGUACGUCAAUCUGAUCAAUAAUCUGACUCUUCAUGAGCGCGAGUGUGCACGCCGUUCGGGUGCUGCUCGUGAGAAUGAAAAGCCACCGCCUCCGCCGCCACUGCAGCCUAUUAGCCUUAAUAGCAGCGACUGGCUGCGGGGUCUAAUCAAAAGCAAGCCUGAGUCCCGUGCGCCCCUCCGCUCCGAGUACGCCAAGCUGCUGGAUUACAAUUCGAAGCCACAACAACAACAGCAGCAACAGCCAUUCUCACUGGCCAAGAAACCGCCGCCACCUCUCAUGCAAUGCUACGGACUGGACGCCAGCUCCUCCAGCACAAAGCCAGACAAGCCCGAGGUCACUGAAAUCAUAGAUGAUGAUCACGGAAAGCAAGCGAAUAAAACACAAAUGAUGCCGCCACCACCCGGGCUGUUGAUGUCCCGGACUAAAGCGCUGCAGCUGCGCCACAGUAAAUCCAUCUAUUUUGCUGAUAACUAUACAGAUCUCUUUAAUGAGAAAUGUGCGCGUAUGCAACAGGAGGUGAAUCAUGCAAAGAAACUGGUUAUUCAAGAGUGCGGAGCUGAAAGAACAACAGAAGAGCGUCGUGCUUUUGAACAGGGUUUGCGCGAGAACUUAUCCAAACGACGUUUCAUAUCCCAAACAUUGUUUGUGUUGGAGAAGUAUCCAUUAGAGGAGGAUAGCGAACCAGAAUUUAUUCCAUUCACCGAAGCCCAUCAGCAGCGCUAUAAUGAGCUAGUCUAUGGCAGGGCCGACCAGGUACUUAUUUCCAAAUUCAGCCUGAGUAUUACUCGCAAUGAUAUUCGGACGCUAGCUGGAAGUUCUUGGCUAAACGACGAGGUUAUUAAUUUCUAUAUGAACUUGUUAACCGAUCGCUCGCAACGCAAGGAGGGCAAACUGCCAAGCGUUUAUGCUAUGAAUACAUUCUUUGUGCCCCGGCUGCUGCAAGGCGGUUAUAGCAAUGUGAAACGUUGGACUCGCAAGGUUGAUAUAUUCAGCAAAGAUAUAAUUCCGGUGCCAGUGCAUGUGAGCAACGUCCACUGGUGCAUGGCCAUUAUCCACAUGAAGAACAAAACAAUUCGCUAUUAUGAUUCAAUGGGCAAGCCAAAUUCGGAGGUGUUGAACGCCCUAGAGAAUUACUUGCAUGAGGAGUCAUUGGACAAACGCAAGAAGCCGUUCGACACCAGCGACUUUACAAUUGAGAAUGUCCAGAAUGUGCCCCAUCAGACCAAUGGCAGUGACUGCGGUGUGUUUAGCUGUAUGUUUGCAGAGUAUAUAACACGGAAUAAGCCGCUCAACUUCUCCCAGGAGCACAUGGAGUACUUCCGCAAGAAGAUGGCCCUUGAGAUUUGUGGCGGCGAGCUCUGGAUGUAAAGUAAGGGCUCCCAAAAAAAACAAAAAAAAGUGUACCAACAUUACUAUUAUUAACUAAGCUAGCUCCCUUUUCUUUUUUUGUAUAAUUUAUUUAUUAUUGAUAAUAAUGCGUGUACGACAAGUCGGCCGACGCAUCUUAAUUUUGAACUUAGAAUUAAAUGUUCCAAUUUCGUUUUCAAUCUCAUGGCUCUACGCUCACAUGAAAUACACGCACACACAAUAUCAAACGGACAGACAGACAGACCCACACAUACACACACAUACACACACACACACACCCUUAAUCGAAAUUUAAAGAAAAUUCAGUCUUAAUAAUUUCUGUGUUGCGUUGUACGUCUUAGAGACUGUGGUAUACAGAUUUUUAGCAUUUAAGUCGUGUAACAAGACACACCUAGCAGGCGAUCUAAAACACUAUACUACAAAAAAAAAGAAUAAAACAAGAAAACUACUACUAUUGUAACACAUCAAAGCAAAAUCAACUCGUGUAAUAAAUAAAGAAACAAAA